Molecule: messenger RNA, 597 nt
Organism: Thunnus maccoyii (southern bluefin tuna)
Lineage: Eukaryota; Metazoa; Chordata; Actinopteri; Scombriformes; Scombridae
Product: sphingosine 1-phosphate receptor 4-like
Exons: 1
Biological process (GO): G protein-coupled receptor signaling pathway
Cellular component (GO): membrane
Molecular function (GO): sphingosine-1-phosphate receptor activity
Source: RefSeq, a predicted model, not a curated record
AUGGUUGAGCCUGAAUUUCAGAAUUUCCUGAUGUUGGUGGCCGUCAUCUCCCACAUCUGCCACAGCCGGCGCUGGGUUUACGUCUGCAUUGCCAACAUGACACCCAGUGACCUCCUAACCGGCACUGCCUACCUGGUCAACAUCUGUAUGUCUGGCAGCCAGACGUUCCGCCUCAGCCCCGCGCUUUGGCUGUUCAGAGAGGGCCUGCUGUUUGUAGCUCUGGCAGCAUCCAUAUUCAGUCUAUUGCUAAUUGCUGUAGAGCGUUACACCACUAUGAUGAAGCCACUGAACCAGAAAUCAUCCAGUAAGACCAACUAUAGGAUCUAUGGCUUGGCGGUACUCUGCUGGGUUUUUGCACUGGUGAUUGGCUUCCUUCCAUCGUUGGGCUAGAACUGUGUGUGUGGCUUGGACGGGUGCUCCACCCUCCUCCCCCUCUACUGCAAAAUCUACAUCUUUUUUUCUCUUAUCAUUUUCUUCCUCAUCCUCCUGGCUAUCGGCGUGAUCUACGGUGCCAUCUACUGCCACGUACACAAGAGUGCACAGCUGGCCCCCAUUCGCAGUCGUAAGGACUCCAUGGAACUGGCCCCAACAAUGUGA